AUGGGCCCCGAAACCGCCUCCCGACCGGGCGCGAGCCCCAAUGGUGCGCCGCCGCCCGGCGACACCACCGCAGCUGCCGCCGCGACGACCAUGACAGUACCCACGCCGACCAUGGCCACCACUGCUGCGCCGCCAUCCGCACCCCAGCCGCAGUCGGCCAACAAGCAGGACCCGCGCCCGCAGCCGCAGCAACAGCAGCGGCCCGCCGCCAUGGAGCCCAACGUGCUGAACGUCGUGCUGGGCGACCUGCUCGUCAAGCCUUGGUACCCGUCCUUCUACCCGGAGGAGCUGGUCGGCCGCCGCGUCGAGCGCCUGUACGUGUGCCAGUGGUGCUUCAAGUACUCGAAGGAGCUGAUCCCCUUCCUCGGCCACACGAAGGUCUGCAGCCUCAAGGACGCCCCACCGCCGGGCACCAGAAUCUACGCCAAGGACUGCUACUCGAUACACGAGGUCGACGGCGAGGAGCACAAGCUCUACUCGCAGAAUCUGUCCCUCUUCGGGAAGCUGUUCCUCGACACCAAGUCCGUCUUUUACGAUGUCACCACCUUUCUGUACUACUUGCUCGUCAACACCAACCCCAUGACCGGAUCGCGCCAGGUCAUUGGCUUCUUCAGCAAAGAGAAGAUGAGCUGGGACAACAAUAAUUUGGCCUGCAUUCUGGUUUUCCCGCCGUGGCAGAGGCAAGGUCUGGGGCAGAUGUUGAUGGGCGUGAGCUACGAAUUGAGCCGGCGAGAAGGACGCAUUGGCGGUCCGGAAAAGCCCCUUUCGGAGCUUGGCCGUCGUGGCUACACGGCGUACUGGUCCGCUACAAUCGCAAGGUACAUCUUGUCCGUUCCGAUGAAGCGCAACGUCACGUUGCGCGAUGUCAGCGCCGCAACGUACAUCCUGCUAGAGGAUAUCGUUACCACGCUCAAGGAGAUGAAGGUGUUGGAACAUCGACCGAACACUAACAAAAAGUCCAAUUCUGCCCCUGACGAAGUUCCUGUUCUCAACAAGGCCAAGGUGCGGAGAUGGGCGCUUGAAAAUGGCGUCGGCCUGGUGCCGCCUGUCGACGCAAAUGCGUUAACCGUGGAGUGGACGGCGCGGGACAGGAGGGAGGAUGCUGGAGGUGACUAG
This is a messenger RNA of Lasiodiplodia theobromae, 1116 nucleotides long. Its product is annotated as Histone acetyltransferase. Lineage: Eukaryota; Fungi; Ascomycota; Dothideomycetes; Botryosphaeriales; Botryosphaeriaceae. Gene Ontology annotation, biological process: regulation of DNA-templated transcription. The coding region runs from base 1 to 1116 and encodes 371 amino acids. The record is from RefSeq and is a predicted model, not a curated record. The transcript has 4 exons. Gene Ontology annotation, molecular function: histone acetyltransferase activity.